AUGGCAGAAUCUCUUGUCUUCAGUCUCGCCGAGUCAUUCAUCAGUAAGCUUGCUUCUCGUGCCGUUGAAGAAACUUCCCUAGCGUUGGGUGUCUACAACCAUCUGCGAGAGAUAAAAGACACCGUCUCUCUUAUCAAAGCUGUAUUGCUGGAUGCCGAUCAAAAACAACGGCAUAACCACGAGCUCCGUGAAUGGCUACGACAGAUCAAGCAUGUCUUCUCCAACGCCGAAGAUGUAAUCGACGAUUUCGAGUGCGAGGCUUUGAGGAAGCGUGUGGUCAACUCUUCAGGUACCGUCACUAGGAAGGUACGACGUUUCUUCUCAAGUUCAAAUCCUCUUGUUUAUCGCCUUAAGAUGGCACAUAAUAUCAAACAUAUCAAAGAGAGAUUCGAUAAGGUUGCUUCUGAUAGGGUUAAGUUUGGUCUUCAGAUCAAUGAUAGUGAUAACCGUCUUGUAAAAAGGCGGGAGUUAACUCAUUCCCACGUAGUAGAUUCAGAUGUAAUAGGAAGAGAUUACGAUAAACAAAAAAUCAUUGAUCUCUUGUUGCAAGGUGAUAAAGGUGUUUCUGUUAUUCCUAUUGUUGGAAUUGGAGGCUUGGGAAAGACUACUCUUGCAAAGGCGGUAUUCAAUGAUAAAAGUGUAGAUGAGUCUUUUUCGUUGAAGAUUUGGGUAUGUGUGUCUGAUGAUUUUGAACUUGAGCAUUUACUUGUUAAAAUUCUCAAUUCAGCUAGUGUUAGUGAUUCUGCUACUAACUUAACUCACAAAGAGAACUUUAGAAACCUUGAUAUAGAGCAGCUACAACAUCAUUUGCGAAACACAGUUGGUGGUAAAAAAAUCUUGCUCGUCUUGGACGAUGUAUGGAACGAAGAUCGUGUCAAAUGGGUUGAGUUGAAUAAUUUAAUCCAAUUUGGGGAUGAUGGAAGUAAAGUUUUAGUGACUACGCGUAGCCAUGCAAUCGCUAAAAUGAUGAGCACUAACACAACUUACAUUUUGCAAGGUCUUUCUAGCAAGGACUCACUGUCUGUAUUUGUCUACUGGGCCUUUAAAGAUGGAGAGGACACAAAUUAUCCAGAGUUGAUGAAGAUUGGGAAAGAAAUUGUACAAAAAUGUGGAGGAAUUCCUUUGGCUCUAAGAACAUUGGGGAGUUCAUUGUUCUUAAAAAUUGAUAUACAAGAGUGGAAGUUUGUUAGGGACAAUGAGAUUUGGAGUUUACCACAAAAAGAAGAUACAAUUUUGCCUGCUAUCAAACUAAGUUAUGACCAAUUACCUUCUUAUUUAAAACAAUGUUUUUCUUGCUUCUGUCUUUUUGAAAAGGACUUCCAUUUCUUAAAUAUUCAUCUUACUGGCUUUUGGGAGGCACUUGGUUUUCUUCCAUCACCAAAUAGGGGGGAAUCCGUGGAAGAUGUUAGCAAUCGCAUUUUGCACGAACUUUGGUCAAGAUCCUUUCUUCAAGACUUUGUAGUCCUCGGCAGUUCAUGUAAGUUUAAGUUGCAUGAUUUAGUGCACGAUCUUGCUUUGUAUGUUGCAAAACAUGAGUUUCAAUUGGUGAAAUUUCAUAAUGAAAAUGUACUCGAGAAUGUCCUCCAUUUGUCAUUUUUUGAAAAUGAUUUGCUUGGCCCAACACCAAUGCCCACUAGAUUGAGAACCAUAGUUUUUCCUAUAGAAGCCAACAAUGAAGCUUUCUUGAAUACUUUGACAUCAAGGUGUAAAUUCUUGCGGAUUUUGAAGCUAACUGAUUCUACAUAUGAGAGUUUGCCCGGCUCCAUUGGUAAAUUAAAACAUUUGAGAUAUCUCAAUUUGGCGCGUAAUAAAGAAUUGAAGAGCCUCCCUAAUUCAAUUUGCAAACUCCAGAAUUUGAUAACUUUGAAGCUCGGUGGAUGCACAAAACUUGAAAUAUUACCCAAUGGAAUAGGGAAUUUGAUCAGCCUUAGACAGUUAUCGAUAACCACAAAGCAGUCUAAUUUUCCAAACAAAGAGAUUUCAAAAUUGGCUAAUUUAGAAUCGCUAUCUAUCUCUUCUUGUGACAAUUUGGAGUCACUGUUUCAAGGAAUCCAGCUUCCCCGUCUUAAAUUUUUGAAUAUUUCUUUGUGUGAGAAUCUUAAGUCUCUUCCACUUCAUGCUAUUGUCAACCUAGAGACUUUGUUGAUUGAUAAUUGCAAUAAGUUGAAUUUGUCAUUUGACCAUGACAAUGAAAUCUCCAAUCUAAGGUCGAAGUUGCUAUGUCUUGAUUCUUUGCCUCAACUGGUUAGUAGUAUUCCACAAUGGUUGCGAGGAUGUGCAAACACAUUACACACUUUGAAAAUCGAUAACUGCGAGAAUUUAUAUAAACUUCAUGAGUGGUCAUUGACUCUGGUUUGUCUUAAUAUACUUGUGAUUAGAAACUGUUCUAAACUGGUUUCGCUCACUGAUGAUACAUGUUUCCUUCCAAACCUUGAAGUUUUAGGAAUUGUAGGUUCUCCUGAAUUACUUGGAAGAUAUCAGCCAGGAGUUGGAUGUGAUUGGCACAAGAUAUCACAUAUUAAACAAGUGUACAUUGAAUAA
Messenger RNA from Vicia faba (fava bean), 2541 nucleotides. NCBI's taxonomy places the organism in Eukaryota, Viridiplantae, Streptophyta, Magnoliopsida, Fabales, Fabaceae. The record is from the annotation of a GenBank genome assembly.